Mangifera indica (mango) is the source of this 1194-nucleotide messenger RNA. RefSeq names its product protein NUCLEAR FUSION DEFECTIVE 4-like. The record is from RefSeq and is a predicted model, not a curated record. Gene Ontology annotation, cellular component: membrane. The coding region runs from base 1 to 1194 and encodes 397 amino acids. The transcript is spliced from 2 exons. NCBI's taxonomy places the organism in Eukaryota, Viridiplantae, Streptophyta, Magnoliopsida, Sapindales, Anacardiaceae.
AUGGGCAACCCAUUAAGGUUUAAACAGUAUUCAUUAUCAUGGCUCAUUUUGGGAAGCAUUACUUUGCUACAAGCCAUGAGUGGAACUCGUUUCAUUUACUCAGUAGGCUCAAACCUAAUGAAACAACAUUAUGGAAUCACCAGAGUGCAGAUUAACAAUCUUAUUGUGGCUUCACAAAGAGGAAAGGUCUUGGGAUGCUUUCCAACUGCUGCCAAAGAGCAUCUUCCUGAAUGGAUGAUCGUAGUAAUUGGAUUGAUGUUUGGUUCAGUUGGAUAUGAUGUGCAGUACCUGUCCAUAUCCGCAAACUAUCCCUCUCUAUCUUCCUGGCAAAUCUUGUUUUUCAAUGUUCUUGCAGGAAAUAGCAUUUGUUGGAUUAACGCAUACUGUGAUUUGAUAGCUGCUAAAAACUUCAAGCACACGCAAGACGAUGUUACUGAACUAGCAUCAAUAUAUUCAGGGCUGACUGUAAAGGUAUAUAGUUCUUUAGUUAAAGGAAUUCAAGGGAGAAAAUUGGUUUCUCAUGAUUCUACCAGGCUCUAUCUCCUGUUGAGUUGCCUUGCCCCAGCCGCAGUGGGGUUAGCCAUAGUAGUGUUAAACUGUGUAAUUGAGGUGGGAGAAUAUAAAGAAGCAAAACUGGUUCCCUUUGCGUUUGUGAUUGUUAUAGCAACUGGGGUCUACGCUUUUGUUGAAAAUAUUUCACAACCUUUUACACAAAUGUCACCGCAAUUAAGAGCAGUGAACUUAAUGGUGGUGGUAAUAUUACCACUUGUAGUGGCAUUGAUGAUAGCUGCAAAGCAUAUCCCUUUAGCAAAAUGGGACGCUCAGGACACAGUGGAAGGAAUCACAACCACUGUUGAAAAUCAAGAAAAGGUUGUCACUGAUAAAAUGGAUGUGGAGGCAAAAGAUAAUAAUGGGUUAAAGGAGCCAGUGAAGAGUGUGGAUUUCUGGUUGUUUUACAUGAUAAAUAUGUGUGGGGUUACGCUGGGAAUGGGAAACAUCGAUAAUCUCGAAACCAGCAUUGACGAUGCUGAUAAUGAGUUUAAUGCCUUAAGCGUUCUUCUUGCUUAUCAGCAGCAGCAGGAUGUGUCUACAUAUCAGCACAGGCAUUAUUGCAACUGGUCUCGGAGCCAUAACCGCCAUCGUUGCAUCUUCAACGUCAGAGUUCUUCAGCAGCAGCUCCUAUUCUCUUGUUAA